This is a messenger RNA of Bombina bombina (fire-bellied toad), 3383 nucleotides long. RefSeq names its product E74 like ETS transcription factor 2 (gene ELF2). The transcript has 10 exons. The record is from RefSeq and is a predicted model, not a curated record. Bases 307 to 2076 code for a protein of 589 amino acids. Gene Ontology annotation, molecular function: DNA-binding transcription factor activity, RNA polymerase II-specific; sequence-specific DNA binding. Gene Ontology annotation, biological process: regulation of transcription by RNA polymerase II; cell differentiation. NCBI's taxonomy places the organism in Eukaryota, Metazoa, Chordata, Amphibia, Anura, Bombinatoridae. Gene Ontology annotation, cellular component: nucleus.
CACUGUCUCUGUCAUACCCCCUCCUCCCUCUCUCACACACAUACACUCUCUCUCUGUGUUGUCACUGCUGCGACCCGCCUCUGCCAGGUUUUCCGUUGCAUUGCCCUGGACCUCAUUCCAUGCGACCAUCUUGUCAAGAUCUGCUAACUGAAUGAUGGAAAUAACGUUAUUGAAGAUUUUGUUGUGAAAUUUUGUGCCCUGUGCAGUUUUCAGAACACCAACAUAACCCAGGAUUAAGGCUAAAAGAGCUUAGUACUUUCGGCAGUCACUGUUUUUUCAUCUGCACCCAACCUCAGGGGAUGCAACAUGACCUCUGUUGUGGUGGAUGGUGGAGGGUUGGUCAUAGACUUUGCCAGCAAUGGUGUGGAAAACCCUGAGCAGGAGGAAGUUUACGUAACUGAGUAUCCUGCGGUAAUUGUGGAGCCAGUUCCGAGUGCCCGUUUGGAGCAGGGCUAUGCUGCCCAGGUUCUGGUGUACGAUGAUGAGACCUUCAUGAUACAAGAUGUUGCAGAGGAGCAAGAGGUGGAGACUGAAACAGUGGAGAUAGUGGAAGCCUCUGUUCAUGGUAGCCAUGUUCAUUGCUCGGACAAGACUAUCGAAGCUGCGGAGGCAUUGCUUCAUAUGGAGUCACCCACUAUCCUGCGGGAAACCAGAAGCCCAGUGGAAAUAUUUGUUCCUCCGUGUGUCUCCACCCCAGAGUUUAUACAUGCAGCCAUGAGGCCAGAUGUCAUCACCGAGACAGUGGUGGAGGUUUCUACAGAGGAUUCUGAACCCAUGGAUUCCUCUCCAAUCCCAAUAUCUCUUGAGCUAGGAGAACCAAUGAAAAAGAAAAAAGCUGGUCGCAAACCUAAGGUUCAACAGCCCACGUUUCCCAAUGGCUCUCCAGACUUGGGAAUUAAGAAGAAACCAAGAGAAGGGAAAGGGAAUACAACAUACUUGUGGGAGUUCUUAUUGGACCUUCUACAAGACAAAAAUACCUGUCCUCGGUAUAUCAAAUGGACCCAGAGAGAGAAAGGCAUCUUUAAAUUGGUUGACUCCAAGGCUGUCUCCAAACUGUGGGGGAAGCACAAAAACAAGCCUGACAUGAACUAUGAGACAAUGGGAAGGGCACUCAGGUACUACUAUCAGAGAGGCAUUCUUGCAAAAGUAGAGGGCCAAAGGCUGGUGUACCAAUUCAAGGAAAUGCCCAAGAACAUUGUAGUCAUAGAAGAUGACAAGUCGGAGGUCUGCAAUGAAGAACUGGUGUCACCUGCUGAUGAAAAGUCAAUGGAACGUGUGUCUAUCCCCACGGAGGGAGUUAUGAAAAUGGCAAUGCCUGCACGCUUGGAGAAGAGCCCCAUCCAACAGACCUCAGCCAAGAAACCCAGACUAGUCAGUGUGGCAUCCUCACCGGGUAGUGAGUCUUUACCGCAAUCGCCCACAAGCACUACACCAUCCUCGGUACAGAGAACUGUUCGGGUGGCUAUGCAGGUACCUGUCAUGAUGACAUCUUUGGGUCAGAAAAUAUCUACUUUGGCCGUCCAAUCCGUAAAUCCUGGUUCUCCUCUGAUAGCCAGCACCAGCCCAACAACUGGAUCAGCUCCCAAAGUUGUGAUCCAGACAAUCCCUGCUAUGUUGCCAGCAUCUUCAGAAAGUGGUGACAAAUUCACAAUGCAGCCUGCCAAAAUCAUUACCAUACCAACUUCCCAGCUCACCCAGUGUCAGCUGCAGACAAAGUCCACCCUAAGUAAUGCAGGAGGCUUAAAUUUUAUGGGCACCCCACUGACUGUGAGAGCACUUACUCCUGUGUCCAUAGCCCAUGGGACCCCUGUUAUGAGACUAGCAGUUCCUGCUCAGCAAGCCAGGUGUCAGACUCCCCCCAGAGUCAUCAGUACUCUUAUUAAAGCACCAGAUUUCAAAUCGGACACAAUGGUGAGCAGACAGGAAGGAGAGUUGAAAACAUUUCAACUGGUGAAAGAGGACAAGCAGAUAGAGGGAGGCAAAACUGUUACCCAUGUUGUUGUUGUAAGCGCUCCCUCUGGCCUAACCCUUCCAAUGACUGUAAAACCGGAAGGAACGGUAGUGUGCGAAAAAUAAAGGUCCAAGAAUGUGUACCAAGGAAUUGUCAAACUGACAUUAAAAGACUUAAGAAGCAGAUUAUUAAUGAAGUCCCCUGAGACUUUAAAACAAGAGACAAUGCAAGUAAUCUGGAUUAAAAAUUAGACUUGACUGGAAAUGAAUUUUGUCCUAUAAUUAUAGGAUAUCUGACAUGUUCAUAGCCUGAUGGAAUAUUGCCUCUUUCAAGAAAAUCUAUUUUUCAUCAAUGGAAAAAUAAAAUACAGAAGGGACCAAAGUGGAAAUAAAUACAUUAUAUAUAUAUAUAUAUAUAUAUAUAUAUAUAUAUAUAUAUAUAUAUAUAUAUAUAUAUAUAUAUAUAUAUAUAUAUAUAUAUAUAUUAUUGGGUUACACUAAAAAGGUGGAACACUAAAAUUUAAGUUUGUGAGUGGCUGUUUAUGUCAAAUUAGAAUUGUAGUUGAUCGGGUCAAAGUUGGAAAAUGUAAAUUGUAACACGUUUUCUUCUGCUUUUUUUUAUUAUUUUUUUCCCCGACACCAUAUACCACUGUGUGCAAACAGCCCUCACUUAUCCGGUGCUAUGUAAAAAGUACUAAAUCUGUGUUUCACAAAAUUAAUUUCAAAGAUAGUGUUCCUCAAAUCUCUAGUGAUACGUUUUUGGAACAGCCUAAAACAAGAUUUAGGAAGUAUAAAAAGCAAAUUUCAUAUGGAAGCCUUAGACUGAUUAUCAGUUUUAUUUUCCUUGAAAUAAGCUAAUAGCUUGUUUGUGUAAAGCAAUUUUUAUAUAUAAAUAUAUUUAAGAAAAAAAACUUUAAAAAAAUCAAAAAACAAAACCUUGUACCUAGCACAGUAUUGUUAUAGAAUUACAUGUAACAUAUUUUAUAUGGUAGUUUAAAGUCUGAAUGAAUUUGUUUUUGUAAAAACUUGUAUGUGGCUAGGAGAGUCUGAAGCAUAUUGUGCUGCAAGCCUUUUCAGUGUAAGGAGGUAGACUUGUGGGAACGUUCCCUCCAGCAAAUAAGCCUUGAAUUGUAUCAUGCUUUUGCCACAUAGAAUCCAUGCAUACAUUUCAAUUUCUGCUAUCCAUUUGAAAGGUCAUCCAAAGCAUGAGCCCAUAUUUUGGGGGGGUGCGGGAGUUUGAAACCUGCUAUUUUUUUAGUUGAAGUUAUGAUGGGAGGGAGGGUGGGAAGCAGAUAGGGGAGGAUAAAAUAACAGUGUUCAGAAUGAACUACAAUAGUUUGUAUAUUCAACAUUUGAAGUAUAUUCUAUUUUGUUGUACUCUUGUUUCAAAGUGUAUUCAAGUAGAUUUUACUGCAAUAUAGAAAAUAAUUUGA